AGUUGAAGAAAUGGGGAAGAAGCAAAGAUAAAGUCUAUAGAGCCCCUGAGUUAGCUGAGUUUUACCAAAAUUUGAUUAAACGCGAGUGGAAAAAGGAUUCAUCGCCACCCUUGGUUUCUUCCACAUCCAGCAUGUCAAUGCAAGGAGCAACAUGAAUGGAAAAAUGGAAAACGGAUCAUCCUUUCGUUUAGCGGUGAAGUCUGAUGUGGGAACAAAAGCUGAUUUCGUCCGGUCACUAGCAGCUGAAGUUCGUACAUCUUUGUUUUCCAAAGCAGAUGAUUUGGUGACAUUUGUUAAUUAGCUAGAUGAAGAGCUCUCCUCCUUGGCUGAUGAACGAGCUGUUCUCAAGCAUUUUGAUUGGCCAGAAGGUAAAUCAGAUGCAUUGCGAGAAGCGGCAUUCGAGUACCAGGAAUUAAUGAAACUUGAGAAUCAAGUUUCCUCGUUUGUUGACAAUCCAAGUCUUUCUUGGGAUGCUGCAAUGAAAAAGAUGUAUGAACUACUUGAGAAGGUGGAGCAAUGUGUUUAUGAACUAUUGCACGCGAGGGACAUGACUAUAUCACGAUACAGAGACUUUGGAAUACCCACAGAUUGGUUGCUAGAUUCUGGUGUGCUUGGAAAGAUUAAGCUCUCGUCUGUCCAGCUGGCUCGUGCGUACAUGAAACGUGUAGCAUUAACACUGGAUGCGUUGAGCGGGCGUGAUAAGGAACCACCCAGAGAGUUUUUAAUCCUACAAGGCGUUCGCUUUGCUUUCCGUGUGCAUCAGUUUGCUGGAGGGUUUGAUGCCGAGAGCAUGAGGGCGUUUGAAGAGCUUAGGAGUUGCGUGCACACACAAACCAGAGACGUUUAGCAAGAAGAUUGAACUUUUGUUUUCACAUUUUUACCCCCAAAGGAAUUUGUACAGUAUAAUUUCAUAAUUUCGUUACUCCAAGUAUAGGAAACAAAACUCAUCAUGUUGUAUUUUAUACUCUAUUUGCUUUAAAGAAAAGGUUUGUGUAACU
This is a messenger RNA of Cuscuta campestris, 998 nucleotides long. The record is from the annotation of a GenBank genome assembly. NCBI's taxonomy places the organism in Eukaryota, Viridiplantae, Streptophyta, Magnoliopsida, Solanales, Convolvulaceae.